Messenger RNA from Haliotis rubra (blacklip abalone), 769 nucleotides. RefSeq lists its product as uncharacterized. The transcript has 10 exons. The coding region runs from base 122 to 586 and encodes 154 amino acids. The record is from RefSeq and is a predicted model, not a curated record. NCBI's taxonomy places the organism in Eukaryota, Metazoa, Mollusca, Gastropoda, Lepetellida, Haliotidae.
CAAACGCGGGGAACAAAUCUAGGCUUUAUUAUCGUCGGCAUCACUGGCUAGCGUUCAUUUCGUUUGAGCCUUUGGGGGAGACGGUAGCUUUGAAAGGGGAAGGAGAAUAUUCGUAAUUGGAAUGCAAGUUUUUGUCGCCCUAGUGUGUUUGCUGCCCUCCCUCAGCUUAUGGGCUGCAGAUGGUCAACCCGAGAACCACAUCGAUCUCCUGGGGGAUCCGGACAGAUACAAUGAUAAAAGACAAAACUAUGGCGUUUGCUGCAACGGGAGACGGAGGGCGGGAAAGAGGAGUUUUAAUGCUGAAUCCAGAUUACUGAAACUUUUACAAUAUGCUCUUCAACAGCCUCGUGUAAGACAAGAAGAGGAGAGUUUGCUGGAAAGGGAAGUUAAUUUGGGAGAUCGUCACUGCUGCAAAACACCCAACCAACUCCCUCCUGGGCACCGAGUGGGGCGCGAGUUUGAAUCCGACCAGUUGCAAAAAGAAAUUAUGUGGAAAGCUCUCCUUUCGCAAGAACAUUCGAAUUCUGAAACUGAUGACGUCAUGAAAAGAGGUCCAGUUCCAGUUGGUGUUAGUUUUGGCGGAUGAAUAUACUACACAUUAAGUUUUCAACUACGGAAAAUUAACCUUUGACCUUAGAGAAGCCCUUCUAGCCUGUAGCUCGCUGUACAAAAGCCAAGAUCUUUGCAAGCCAAUUGAGGAUGUUCUGAUGAGAGACCGGGAAGGUGGUUAGGGAUGUUAUGUGUGAUUAAAAGUUACUAUUAUCAACAA